AUGCUCCGCCCCAAACCAUGCCUCUUCCUGUGCCUCAUGAUAUGCCUCAUACCAUGCCUCAUGCCAUGCCUCGCGCCAUGGCUCGGGCCUGCUUUUGCAUUCCCUCCUUCUCGCCUUUUUCUCAAGCCGCCUGUUGGCACAAGCACGCCAUCCCCAAAGACUCCGCCACAGCGCUUGCCGUCCAUGCGAUCGUUAUCAUCGCUAAUGUCCGCCAUACACCGCCAGAAGUAUGAAGAAUGGUCGAGAGGGUGGUUUCUUGAAGGGCCAGCAGAUAGAGUUGAUGCAGACGCCAAUCUCGCAGGCUACGAUGUCUCUGGUCGGUAUCAUAUUCGUUGUCGCCACACACAGAAUCGCCGGUCGCGAAUGGCUUUCGACUUCCUAGGAACGGUAAGAGCUAGCUACGAGUUCAAGUCACUUACUUGGAGCGAGGUCUCCGGCAUGAUGACCUGCUGCUUGAAGUUCUUCGGCCGGCCGCCCCCACGCCCGCUUACAUCAUCAGCUGGGACGACCCGAAGCUUUCCAGGCAGGAAACAAUGCUACGCUCGAAACCCUUCCGGCCGACUCCUGUUCACCAUCAACUGCGCACAUCUUUUGGAUGGUCCAUCAGCUAUUGAAUCCCCUGCUCGGAAGACUCCAGCUCUGUGCAUUUCCAUGUCCAAAAACCCGCCUUUCUCCACUACAUUCUGCACAUUAUCAAACUCCUGGUCAGCAUCGCUUGCUAAUAUCAUGACCGUGCCACACGUUCUUCGACCGAGCUACGCAAAUUGGAAUUUGGUAUCCUCGUUGAGCAUGGAGACGAACAGGCGAACGUCUGAUGUAGCAAUUCCGGGUCCGACAUCCCACCGAUCAGUUGGGAAUAUUUGCUACAGCAGCACCGAAGCUUCUUGCCAUUUCCGUGCUCACUCAGAGAGUCAGGAUCGCGCAGUCCCAUCGUUCUUGGUGAAGAUUGUGGCCGUGGGACGCGAGUGGAGUGAGUUUAUGAGAUCUCAAGUUCGAAUUUUCAUCUCAUCGCACGGGUUACCACAGGCCGGAAGCGCCAUCCACCAUCCCAGCACAGAAAGAGCAGAUUCUGCAGCAAGAAGUCCCACAAAAGAACCCAAGACAUCACAUCCAUCGGCGCCUGGGGAGGAAUGCUUGGGAAAUAUUGACCCAAGUGUCCACAUGGAGGGUUUGAUCACCGAACACUUGAAGCAGGAACUCACCGACAUCCAGGGCAUCGUGAGGGAUGAUUUCUACAUCUGCCGUCGCUCGACCAAUGAAAGAAUGUUGCUGAUCCCAACCGAUUGCCCUCUUCUCGAGAGCGGGAGAAGCCGUGGUAGGACGUGCGCGAGUUACCAUGAUGAGUGGAACUCACUCCCCACCUUGUACCUGUAUUGCGUUUGGGAUGGACAAGUCUGUCAGCGAUACAUCGCCUCUGGCCAAGGAGCGAGAUACCUCAUGAGCAGUGCUCUCCCUUGGCUGUUCAUCAGCCUUCGCGCCACUCAACACAUUCAGCUUAUCUCAUUUCCCAAUCGGCCGGCAUGCCGAGCAAGCAUAGCCAACCUGAUGCUCUGCGUGAACAAAGGUUCGUGGGCCCAGCCUCUACUUGGUCAAGAACUCGCUGAAAACUGCUCCAUUCCUGUUGGCAUGAUUCAAAUUCCCAACGAAAGCGGAAGACAUGGCAAAAGGGCACCAAUUGGAGAAGUUCGGCUUGGAUAUCUUCCAAGACCUGGAUCAUUUCAAAGCAUACCUGCCACAUUCAGCCCGAGGAUUUCACAAUUGGCCUUGCCACGACUGUCAGCAUCAUCAAGCAGCACAGUAGGACGUCGCUGGGACGUCGUAGCGUGGAGCAGAAACACUAGCAGCCCAAGGGCUGAAGAAAGUACACUGUUCCGCCUCCGCAGCGCGACAGGCGCCGACAGAAAGGACCAGGAAAUGUUUGAUGACAGCCAUCCAGUGAUGUUGGAAAUAUCCAUCACUGCUUCUCCAGGUCGUUGGGAUGCUCAUGAAUCUCAAAAUCAACUGGAGAAUCAGGCGCCCGCGGCUCUGAUCGGCUCAAUGGAGACUUCGCAGACCGGUCGAAGUUUUCUGCCUAUUCUGCCGUCAGAUCCUAUUGAACAUCGCGGACCAGACCAGCGCAACGAGGACGGAAUUUCUGCAUGCAGUACUGUCACUGGGUCUCUACCGCCUUCGAACAUCUGCACGUCUUUGCAGUCAGAACAGUUUACCGAUGCCAGGACCGUCUCACCAAUAUCCUCGACCUCUGAAGCAUGGAAUUGUGUGCCCGGUGCAGUUCUCGAAACGUCAACGCCACCCAUCUCACCGGUUGCAUACAGUGAGGUGACUGGCAUGGGCGCCUGUAUCGAGGAGACAGCAAACAUCCGAGCCACACGAUGGAGUUCAGUACUCUCCACGGCCAAGAGUGUCAUCGAAGCUGGUGGCAGGCAGCAAGCAGUCGUGUCGGUACUUCAAUCUCGCCAUUUCAUCCUUCAUCGGAUCGCAGACAGCGUUGUCAUUGCCGAAUAA
Messenger RNA from Pseudocercospora fijiensis CIRAD86, 2505 nucleotides. RefSeq lists its product as uncharacterized. The coding region runs from base 1 to 2505 and encodes 834 amino acids. Lineage: Eukaryota; Fungi; Ascomycota; Dothideomycetes; Mycosphaerellales; Mycosphaerellaceae. The transcript is spliced from 23 exons. The record is from RefSeq and is a predicted model, not a curated record.